AUGGGUUCAUACACAGAUGUAGCAUUGAUUCAUGAGGAGGUUGCAGUUGCACCGACUUUUGGAUCGUCUCUGCCGGUAGCAAAUGUUCAAGAAAUAGUAAAGAGUGACCCUUUGCAUGUCGCUGAAAGAUACCUUAUUAAAAAUCAAGAGGACAUGCCAAAGGGUGCAGAUCAUACAUGUAAGCUUUCUUCUGAAAUUCCUACAAUUGAUUUCUCUCUGCUCUCAAGAGGACAUAAGGAGGAGCUAACCAAACUUGAUCUGGCUUGCAAAGAAUGGGGCUUUUUCCAGAUGGUAAAUCAUGGAGUGGCAACAGAAGUGUUGCAGGGCAUGAAGGAUGCUGCAGCAAAGUUCUUUGAACUUCCUGUAGAAGAGAAGAAUAAAGUUGCUAUGACAUCAGACGACAUACAAGGCUACGGGCAUGCGUAUGUGGUUUCAGAAGAGCAGAUACUGGACUGGUCUGAUUUACUUUUUCUUAUCGUUUACCCGUCUCAGUACAGAAAGCUUAAGUUUUGGCCAACCACACCAGAGGAAUACAAGGAGGCUAUUGAGGCAUAUUCUAUUGAAGUUAAAAGAGUUGGAGAGGAGCUCAUAAGGUAUAUAUCUCUAAUUAUGGGGAUGGAAAAGGAUGCUCUUCUUGCACUACAUCAAGAGUUGGUCCAAGGUGUGCUUGUGAACUACUAUCCACCAUGUUGCAUGCCUGAUAAAGUACUAGGCAAAAGUCCACACUCUGACACAAGCACCAUAACCAUACUCAUGCAAGAAGACAAUGUAACCGGAUUACAGAUUCGAAAAGAAGGAGAAUGGGUGCCGGUGAAGCCAAUUCCAAACGCUCUCGUUGUGAAUGUGGGAGAUGUUGUUGAGAUAUGGAGCAAUGGAAAGUACAAAAGCAUUGAGCACAGAGCUGUGACAACUGAAAGCAGGGCGAGGCUAUCUUAUGCAACAUUUCUUUUCCCACAUGAUGAUGUUGAAGUGGCACCAUUUGAUCAUAUGGUGGAGUCUCCAGGAUCCCUUCGAAUGUACAAGAAAGUUAGAUAUGGAGAUUAUCUGAGGCAAUCCUUGAAGAGGAAAAUGGAGGGGAAGGCACACACUGACGCGGCGAAGACUGCAAGUUAAGAAAGAUGGUGUUUCUAUUUUAGAAAACCAGAGAAAAUAAAAAGACUAAAAUCAAGUCUCUAAUGAUCAAAUCAGUUUAUGUGGCUUUUGUAAUACAAAAAUAGUAUAUAGCAUCAAGGAUGCAGUUUUUGGUUUCUUGUCUAUGUAGGAAAGAAACCCUAUAAAAUUUUAAUAGCAAGCUUUCUAAUCAAGUAGCCAAAGCCA
This is a messenger RNA of Prunus dulcis (almond), 1317 nucleotides long. RefSeq names its product protein SRG1-like. The record is from RefSeq and is a predicted model, not a curated record. NCBI's taxonomy places the organism in Eukaryota, Viridiplantae, Streptophyta, Magnoliopsida, Rosales, Rosaceae. The transcript has 4 exons. Bases 1 to 1113 code for a protein of 370 amino acids.